Dictyostelium purpureum is the source of this 407-nucleotide messenger RNA. RefSeq lists its product as uncharacterized. Bases 1 to 270 code for a protein of 89 amino acids. The transcript has 3 exons. Gene Ontology annotation, cellular component: cytoplasm. The record is from RefSeq and is a predicted model, not a curated record. NCBI's taxonomy places the organism in Eukaryota, Evosea, Eumycetozoa, Dictyosteliales, Dictyosteliaceae.
AUGGUAAAAGUUGAAUUAUACACUUCAUCUGCCACAGGCAUGCUUAAAAUUAAAAAAGACCAACAAGCUAUCAAAAAUUUAUUAGAAGCCAAAGGUAUUCAAUAUAUUGAAUAUGAUGUUGCUAGUGACCAAGAAAGAAGAGAAGAAAUGAAAAAAAUCAGUGGCAAAACUGUUUUACCACAAUUAAUGAUUGAUGGUAAAUUUGCAGGUGAAGUUGAAGAUCUCCAAUAUUUAGAAGAAGAUAACAAAUUCAUUGAUUUAUUCAAAUAAACAAAUAGAAAUAAUAUUUAAAGAAUAAUAAAAAAGAAAAUUAAAUCUAUUUUAUCUAUUUAUAAUUGUAAAAAUAAUAAAAUCAAAAAUUAUAUUAUCUAUUUUAAAAUUAAAUAAAAUUUUUUAUCUUUUUAAAU